Molecule: messenger RNA, 387 nt
Organism: Vicia villosa (hairy vetch)
Lineage: Eukaryota; Viridiplantae; Streptophyta; Magnoliopsida; Fabales; Fabaceae
Product: ribose-phosphate pyrophosphokinase 1-like
Exons: 4
Coding region: 1-387 (128 amino acids)
Biological process (GO): purine nucleotide biosynthetic process; 5-phosphoribose 1-diphosphate biosynthetic process
Cellular component (GO): ribose phosphate diphosphokinase complex; cytoplasm
Molecular function (GO): magnesium ion binding; ribose phosphate diphosphokinase activity
Source: RefSeq, a predicted model, not a curated record
AUGAUCUCCCUCCGUAACGCCGUCAGAUGCAAUAAUGCCGUAGUCUUUUUGAACUCGGCGAACGGAAUUCCAUAUCGUUCCGCUGAACUUUCAGCUAACGGUUCAACUUCCAUUCCGAGUUUUCUCGUGGCGCCUAACACUCGUAUCCAUGAUCUCGUUAACAUAAAUCGUCUUCGCAUAUUCUCCGGUACCGCCAAUCCCGCACUCGCUCAGGAAAUUGCAUGCUAUAUGGGCCUGGAUUUGGGAAAAAUUAAGAUAAAGCGUUUUGCUGAUGGUGAAAUAUAUGUCCAACUGCAAGAGAGUGUCAGAGGGUGUGAUGUGUUUCUUGUGCAGCCCACAUGUCCCCCUGCGAAUGAGAAUCUUAUGGAGCUUCUAGUAAUUAUAUAG